Molecule: messenger RNA, 687 nt
Organism: Zygotorulaspora mrakii
Lineage: Eukaryota; Fungi; Ascomycota; Saccharomycetes; Saccharomycetales; Saccharomycetaceae
Gene: VFA1
Product: Vfa1p
Exons: 1
Coding region: 1-687 (228 amino acids)
Biological process (GO): vacuolar transport
Cellular component (GO): endosome
Source: RefSeq, a predicted model, not a curated record
AUGGGCUUGCCACAUUUAGCACUGAAAGACUCCGAAAAGGUGCUCCAAAAAAUGAUAAAUGAAUAUAUAGGUCGCAAGGUUGCAUUAAAGGAUAUGCAGCCCUGUUUGAUAUGCGGCAAACCGAGUACUACAGUAUUGUACAAUAGCUCAGGACCAGAUUGGUUUUACACUUGCGACAUACACCUGAAGGACAAUCCUCAAUUUGUCAUCCCAUUGUAUGGGAAGGACUAUGAAGAUGCAUUAAGCAAAUUGAGGGAGUUGAAGUCUCAACUAAACAACGCUAAAAUUAGUCAAUCUGGUUCCUGGGAUGGUUGGGUAUCCAGCAUAUUUGUUAAAAACAAAAGCAAGGGAAAGGGCAAGGAAAGUGAGAGUGGCAAAACUAGCGAUGCGACAAGCGCUGACAUUGAAUCCGAAACCCAUGAAUCAUCUAAAGAUGUAGCUGAUCCAAUGGAUAAAGUCAAAAAGUUGCAAACCUCGUAUGAAAAUCAGGUCGAUAUGGUCACAGACUUGCAAAGCAAGAAUAAAAGAUAUCAAUUAAGCAAGACCACCUUCGAAAGUAGAGUUUUAAAAAAAAAGAAUGAGCAGAUCGUGGCAGCGAAGCGCAAACGGGAACAAGAAGCCUAUACUCGCACAGACCCCGAGGAGCUUAUGCACAAAUUUUCCUUCCCCACGGUACCCAAGAGUUGA